Messenger RNA from Penicillium coprophilum, 1209 nucleotides. RefSeq names its product agmatine deiminase family protein. Lineage: Eukaryota; Fungi; Ascomycota; Eurotiomycetes; Eurotiales; Aspergillaceae. Gene Ontology annotation, biological process: putrescine biosynthetic process. The record is from RefSeq and is a predicted model, not a curated record. The transcript has a single exon. Gene Ontology annotation, molecular function: protein-arginine deiminase activity; agmatine deiminase activity. The coding region runs from base 1 to 1209 and encodes 402 amino acids.
AUGAAGCUUUUCGAGCGAUUCCAUAAAUUGCUGUCGAGCCUCUAUACCCCCACACGUACCCUGCUCCAAUCCUCUUAUAGCAGUGAUAUCAAAGUUCAAUCGAGCAGCUAUGUCUUCCCAGCAGAGUCAGAGCCCCAUGAAGCCACAAUGAUGGGGUUACCAUCUCGAUGUUCUCUACCCCCCGAUCAGUAUGAUACUGUGUGCAACGAAUUAGCUCAGCUAGCGGCGACGGUCACCGAGUUCGAGCCAGUUCGGCUGUACGUGAGGCCCGAAGAGAUCCAAUUGGCCGAGUCCCUAGUCAAAACCUUUGUGAAAGACACUUCAAAGAUAUCUAUUAUUCCGUGUCCAAUCAACCACUGCUGGGUACGCGACACAGGCCCAGUCUACGUGCGCGACACGACCGGAACAUCUCCAAAUCAACGGUUCGCAAUCAACUUCCGAUUCAAUGAAUGGGGUGGUAAGAAACCUGAAGACGAUGGAAUUUGCUGGGGUCAGCGCUGGCCCGUGCUGGAUGAGAAGGCAUUGCAGGAAAACGCUGAUUUUGCGCGGUGGGUGAUUGAGCACGACUGCGAACCCAGCCCCGUUACGCAGGUCGAGACUUCGAUUCGCGCCGAGGGCGGUGGUCUCGUCACCGACGGCGAGGGAACCCUGCUUAUUACGGAGAGUAGCAUUGUAUGUGAUGUGCGCAACCCAGGGGUGUCCAAGGACGAGAUCGAAGCGGAGCUGAAACGGCUGCUCGGGAUUGAAAAAGUGAUAUGGUUCCCAGGACGACGCAAUGUCGACAUUACCGACGUGCAUAUGGACGCUGAGGCAAGAUUCGUGCGCCCUGGUGUCAUCGCUUACUCCAGACCACAUGUCAUUUCACCCAACUUGUGGAAGGAGCUCUCUACCGAGAUCUUGGAGAUUUUGGACCGUGAGACAGACGCCAAGGGUCGGCGUUUACAGAUCCACACCAUCGAAGAACCCGACCCACGAGGCUUGGUGAAAUCAGAUCAUGAUGAAUUGUCGGCUAGUUAUGUGAAUUUUUAUUUUGUCAAUGGGGGUCUGAUAAUCCCUCAAUUUGGUGAUGGAGAAAGGGAUCAAAAGGCCCUGGAACUGUUUCAGCAAUUGCUCCCUGAGCGGGAGGUUCGUCAGGUGUAUGUCAACGCCAUUCCCCUUACUGGUGGAGUGCUUCACUGCGUGACCCAGCAGGUUCCUGCACUGCAAUAA